UUGCCAGUGCUUGCCAGUUGCCAGUCAUAAUUUUAAAGGUUUUAAUGUCAUCUGUGUUUGUUUACGUCGGAAUUGUUGAUUUUUUAAAAGAGUUUUAUGUUUCGUAUGAGUCAAUGCUAAAGUAUAUUUUUUAAUCUUGUGGAUAUUUCAGAUCACUAUUACUGAAUAGUGAUAAGUUAAAUUAUUUUAUAUAAAGAAAAUAAUAUUUGUCCAUUAUGUCUAUAACCUUAAAACAAACUGAAGGAAAAAUGACGAAAAUGAUAAAUAGUUUUGUGUUUCUUGAUCUGGAAACAACAGAUCUGAUUAGAUAUGGAAUUAUGCCAAGAAUAACAGAAUUGGCAAUGGUGGCAGUUUUAAGGGAACACAUUAAAAUUCCACAAUCAAAGCUGCCACGGGUUUUAGCAAAACUUGUUAUACCAAUAAACCCGAAUGAGAAUAUUCCGAAAAUCGUUACAAAAAUCACAGAAUUAACAAAUCAUCAUUUAAAAAAUAUCAAACAGUUUGAUUUCAAUGUGUGUGGUCAAAUAAAUCAUUUUCUACAACGAUUAGAAGAACCUAUUUGCUUUGUAGCCCAUAAUGGAAAAAAAUUUGAUUAUCCGAUUCUACUGAAUGAAUUUCAAAACUAUGGAGAGGUGCUGCCUAGUGAAAUUUUGGCCGUAGAUUCUCUAGACGUUUUUCGACAUUAUUUCAAAGAAAAAUCAAUUAUACAAGAACAGAAAAAAAUGAAAGAAACUUUAGAAACUAACGAUAAUUGUCAUUCAUUAUUAAAAGACAAUUGGGAUGAUGUAAUUGGUUCGGUUCUUGAUUCCACAGAUACACUCGGCAACUGUGAGGAAAUCUCAAAAAUAAAAAAAACAGAUUCAUUUGACAGUAAUAAAGAUUUACGUUUAAAUUUACAGAGGAAUAAUGAUAAGACUCCUGAUUUGAAAAUUACAAGAGAAGAAACAAUGGAUUAUGCCGAAACUCACAAAAUCAUUCAAAAGGAACAAAUUUUCACAAAACCAGCAAAUUUGAAAUUAGAAACAAUAUUCAAAAAUAUGACUGGCAGCUAUAUAGAAAAUUCCCAUUAUGCUGAGAGUGAUUGUCUUAGUUUAAUUCGAUGUGCAAAUUUAAUAGGUGAAGAUUUCAUCGAAUUUGCCGACAAUAACGCAAAACUUCUAAACACAUACGAAAGGCAUAUACAAUAGCAAAUGUAUUGUUAUUUUCAUUUUUGAAGACUCAAAUUUAUUGUGAUUUUAUAUUUACUUUUUGAAAUUUAAAAGAAUGAACGUUUAGUUUCUAAAACAAUUUUAUCAGAUACGCUUUAAAACAGCAAAAGA
Leptopilina heterotoma is the source of this 1319-nucleotide messenger RNA. RefSeq lists its product as uncharacterized. Gene Ontology annotation, molecular function: 3'-5'-DNA exonuclease activity; nucleic acid binding. The record is from RefSeq and is a predicted model, not a curated record. NCBI's taxonomy places the organism in Eukaryota, Metazoa, Arthropoda, Insecta, Hymenoptera, Figitidae. Gene Ontology annotation, biological process: DNA catabolic process. Gene Ontology annotation, cellular component: cytoplasm. The transcript has 3 exons. Bases 216 to 1187 code for a protein of 323 amino acids.